CUCUGCAGAGACAGAGACAGACGAGACAGAAGGCAGAAGAAAACGGAGUGUGAAUUCAGUAUGGAGGUCGCGGGGGACGACUACUACUACCACGAAAACAUCAGCUUCAACUUCAGCUAUGACGACUAUCCCGCCUUGUGCGAGAAAGCCGACAUCCGCUCCUUCGCCGCCAUCUUCCUCCCCGUCGUGUACGCGGUGUGUCUGGUGGUGGGAGUGGCGGGGAACGCCCUGGUGGUGACGGUGUACGCCUACCACAAACGCCUAAAGACCAUGAUGGACGCCUUCCUGACCCACCUGGCUGUGGCCGACCUGCUCCUGCUCUUCACGCUGCCGUUCUGGGCCGCGGAUGCCGCGCGGGGCUGGGAGCUGGGGGAGCUGCUCUGUAAGACGGUGUCGACCUGCUACACGGUCAACUUCACCUGCUGCAUGCUGCUGCUGGCCUGCAUUAGCCUGGACCGACACCUGGCCUUUGCCAGGGCACAAGACAGAGACCAGGGGAGUUGGUUGCAAAGGAUGUUUCAUAGGAGACACUGUUGGAAGGUGUGUGUGGUUGUCUGGGCAACAGCUUUCAUGCUCGGUCUUCCUGAUUUGAUCCUCUCAGAAGUGAGGUGGGGAUCUAACCGGAACAUGUGCAUGGCUGUGUACCCUUCCUCCAUGGCUCGAGGAGGUAAAGCCGCUCUGGAGACAGCGGAGGUGCUGCUGGGAUUCCUGCUUCCUCUCAUCGUUAUGGUGAUCUGUUACUGGAACGUGGCCCGAGUGCUAAAGAGCCUCCCCGUUGAAAGCAGAGGCAGGAAGUGGAAAGCUCUGCGCGUUCUUCUCAUAGUAGUCGGAGUGUUUGUGAUCACACAGCUGCCUUACAACGUCGUGAAGGUCUAUCGCAUGAUGGACUCCGUCUACGCUUUAGUGUCCCACUGUGGGACGAGUAAAGUGCUGGACACGGCGGCUCAGGUGACAGAGAGCCUGGCGCUCACUCACUGCUGCCUCAACCCGAUCCUCUACGCCUUCGUGGGGACGUCGUUCAGGCAGCACAUGACCAAACUGGCCAAGAGGUUUGGAGAGAGGAGGAGGAGGAGGAGAGAGAAUCCUGCAGAAGAGGAAGGGAUGGAGAUGUCGUUUAACUCUCACAGUGCAUCUCAAGCAACAGACACAUUCUCAAUAUGAGUUACACUGAGUGUCACUUAUUAAGUAUAUACUGAAGUAGCAUGAGCACUUACAAGUAAUCUGUGGUUUUGUUGUGAAAAAUAGGAGGUGUUAACUGUUCAGUCUUCUAAUCUUGAGUUUUAUAAAAGUUUCCAGUAACAAAUAAAUUGGAUUAUUGGACAAAUGAAGUUUACAGGAGGACGUUGAUAAACACAUGCUGAAAUAAUCCAGUAAAGACAAAGUUUCACUGGACAUUGAAGCUAAAACAUAGAACCAACCCUGCAUUACAAACCAGCACUUGCAAUGUUUACAUUUUGAUCCACCGAGUAUAGAACUAACAUAAGCAUGACAGAAUUCAUCCGUUUGUCUGUUAAAGACGUUGCUGAGCAUCCGAAACUUCCUUCACACGUUAUAUUUAAAUGUCUGUAAUCUGGAUCAGUAACCCAGUAAUCUGGUAAUAAGGUUUUCUUGAAAAUAUGAUUUCAGUGGGUGUAUUCUUACCAAACCUUAAUGGGAACAUAUUUGGCUGAUAAUCUACCCCAUCACAACAAAAUUCAGGACAAAUUUACAGACAAAAUCUCUCUUGUACAACAAGUCACAAGCAACCGAAGAAAUUAGCAGAGUUGAAACUUGAUACAUAGUUCAACUAAGAGAUAAAAAUA
Molecule: messenger RNA, 1802 nt
Organism: Solea solea (common sole)
Lineage: Eukaryota; Metazoa; Chordata; Actinopteri; Pleuronectiformes; Soleidae
Gene: ackr4a
Product: atypical chemokine receptor 4a
Exons: 2
Coding region: 61-1161 (366 amino acids)
Biological process (GO): chemotaxis; G protein-coupled receptor signaling pathway; immune response
Cellular component (GO): membrane
Molecular function (GO): scavenger receptor activity; chemokine receptor activity; chemokine binding
Source: RefSeq, a predicted model, not a curated record